AUGAUUGAUGCGAAACCUAUGUUUACUCCCAUGUCCACUACCGUUGCAUUAUCUCCUACUGGGGACCCAUUUCAUGAUCCAACCUUGUAUCAGUCCCUUGUUGGUGCUCUUCAGCAUUUAACUAUUACCCUACCAGACAUAUCUUAUGUCGUUAAUCAGUUGAGUCAAUAUCUCCACUGCCCCACUACCGAUCACUUUCAGGAGGUGAAACGGAUAAUACGUUAUGUGAAAGGAACAAUCUCGUUUGGACUUAACUUUACCAAACCAUCUACGUGCACUCUGCUUGGCUUCUCAGAUGCGGACGGGGCUCGAUGUCUUAAGACUCGACGAUCGACUUAUGGGUUUUCUAUCUUUUUUGGUGGUAACUUGGUUUCUUGGAGUGCAAAGAAACAACCCACUGUCUCUCGUUCCAGCUGUGAAUCAGAGUAUAGGGUUAUGGCAAACACGGCGGUUGAAAUUAUUUGGCUCACACACCUCCUACGUGAGCUCGGCUUUCUUCCAGAUGCUCGUCCUAUGCUUUUAUGUGACAACCAGAGUGCGUUAUUUCUCACUCAAAAUCCUAUUGCACAUAAGCGAAUUAAACAUUUGGAAUUAGAUUAUCAUUUUAUUCGUGAACUUGUUGCUUCGGGGAAACUUCUGACUCGUUUUGUACCAUCCAAGCUUCAGACUUUAAAUUUUGCUCGUUUUUGUGUAUAUUUAUGUUUAUGGAAGAAAAUUCAGAUCACCACCAUCACCUCUCCGGUCACCACCAUCACUUCUCCGGUCACCACCUCGUCUCCGCGGUCUAUAUCUACUUGA
Messenger RNA from Helianthus annuus (common sunflower), 798 nucleotides. RefSeq lists its product as uncharacterized. The record is from RefSeq and is a predicted model, not a curated record. NCBI's taxonomy places the organism in Eukaryota, Viridiplantae, Streptophyta, Magnoliopsida, Asterales, Asteraceae. The coding region runs from base 1 to 798 and encodes 265 amino acids. The transcript is spliced from 2 exons.